AUGCUGUGGCGCGACCUGAAGGCAUGGCAGGUCUUCGGAGCCAAUACCAAUGUUGGCAAGACCAUUGUCUCGACGCUGCUGUGUCGAGCUCUACAGAACCCUGAACGCCGUGUGCUGUAUUUGAAGCCUGUUUCUACUGGUCCCAGGGGCGAGGCAGAUGUAGGACAUGUCGACGCCUUUGUACCCGGAAUUGUUUCAAAGUACAUCUCGCAAUUCUCGCGCCCAUUGAGCCCUCAUCUGGCGGCUCAAUUGGACGAAGAUGGAACGAUACCCAGAUCAGACGCCUCAAUAUUGGCCAGAGUCAAAGCUAUUCUGACGGAGCACGUAGAGACAGGAGGCAGGUAUGCUUUCGUCGAGACGGCUGGUGGCGUCCUCUCACCUGGUCCUUCUGGCACCGCCCAAGCCGACCUAUACAGACCACUGAGACUACCAACGAUUCUUGUGGGAGACAGCCAGCUCGGCGGGAUCGCGACCACCAUAUCAGCCUUCGAAUCUUUGCAUGUCCGGGGCUACAACGUUGACUCGGUCGCCCUAUUUGACGACCCGGAGUGGGGAAACUUCGACUAUCUCAACACGUAUUUCCGGAACCAUGGCAUCUCGACAUUUGCCCUGCCCAAACCACCUGGGAAGCAUCAAGACGCCGAACAGGACAAGCGAGCACUUCUGGCCUACUAUGGUGGAUGGUCGAAAUCGGGCGUCGCCGGAAACCUGCUCGACCUACUCAACCAAAAGCACUUCGCACGCAUCUCCAAGCUGACAUCGAUGCCUUCCCAGGCGGAAGCAGUGAUAUGGCAUCCGUUCCGUCAGCAUGGAAUUCCCCACAACAUCAUCGCAAUUGACUCGGCGUACAAAGACCAUUUUCAAACCUAUAACCAAGAGGCCGACCCAGCGCUGACGGAACGCCAGACCACUUCGACUUCUGGACUUACUCCACUGGCAGCACAGCCGACUCCGCGGUCCCUCCUUACACCCCACUUCGAUGCAUCUGCGUCAUGGUGGACGCAGGGCCUCGGCCACGGCAAUCCAAAUGUUGCGUUGACAGCGGCCCACGCAGCCGGUCGCUACGGACACGUCAUGUUCGCGCAUGCCGUCCACGAACCCGCCCUCGAUAUAUCCUACAACCUCCUGUCGACCCUGCAGAACCCACGCCUGAGCCGAGUCUUCUUCACUGACAACGGCAGCACAGGCAUGGAGGUCGCCGUGAAAAUGGCGUUGCGGGCCUCCAGCCAGCGAUACGGGUGGAGCAAGGAUGAUGGCAACGGCAAGAAUCCCGUUGCGAUCUUGGGCUUGAAAGGGAGUUACCACGGUGACACCAUCGGCGUGAUGAACUGCUCUGAGCCCAGUGUAUUCAACGAGAAGGUGGACUGGCAUCAGCCUUGGGGCCAUUGGUUUGAUCCGCCCUCUGUCCUCAUGCGGAAUGGCGUUUGGGAACUCACGAUGCCGGAUGAGAUGCACGCCGCGACCAGGACGCAAGAGUUUGACUCCCUAAACUCCAUCUUCGACUUUGAUGCUCGGACACCCGACGCAAAGCGGUACGAAUCCCACAUCACCACGACUCUUGAACGUCUCGUUCGCGAUCAAGGGAGGCGUUUCGGCGCCCUCAUACUCGAACCUAUCAUCAUGGGCGCAGGAGGCAUGAUCUUCGUUGACCCGCUCUUCCAAAGAACUCUCAUCAAAACAGUCAGAGCCAGCCCUCACCUGAUCGCCGGCGGCGACCCAACAAAGCAGUCCUCCGAAAACGGUGCGGAAGAACAAGAUCACGGUGGAAUGAACAACUGGUCCGGCCUCCCCGUCAUCGCCGACGAGGUCUUCACAGGCCUCUAUCGCCUCGGCCGCGCCAGUUCGUCGUCUUUCCUUUCUUGUCCAUCCGACUUCAACCCUUCAGCAACAUUGCCAUCAUCAUCAUCAACCGGUGAGACCUCCCAGCAACCAGCCCUGCCCCCCUCCCUCGCACCCGACAUAUCGGUGCACGCCAAGCUCUUGACCGCAGGACUCCUUCCCCUCGCCCUCACCACGGCGAGCGAAUCGAUCUUCAAGACGUUCCUCUCAGACUCCAAGACUGACGCCCUCCUGCACGGCCAUUCUUACACGGCCCAUCCGAUCGGGUGCAUGGUCGCCAACAAGGCGUUGGACGAGUAUCGACGGAUGGAUAUGGACCGGACCGGAGGCUGGAGAGGGUUCAAGCGAGCCUGGUCGGGUGAAAAGAUUUCGUCGCCUCCGUCCUCGUCGUCGUCCUCGCCAUCCAUGCCCGCCGACCGCCAGAAUCAGAAACAGGCGAAUCCACAGAUCUAUUCCUUCUUUCCCCCCUCCCUCCUCCAAGAGCUAUCCCACCAUCCCCGGCUCGCCGGGUGUUUCGCGCUGGGCACAAUCCUCGUCCUCAAACUCGCCGAGCCUCAAGGUUCAGCGGGAGGCUACACUUCGACAGCCUCUGCGGAGCUGCAAUCGCGGCUUUUGACGCUGCUUGACGAGGACGGCUGUGGGAUCCAUUCACGUGUCUUGGGCGAUGUGAUCUACUUCAUGACGAGUUUGACCACGACGGCGGAGCAAGUUGAACGGUUGGGAAGGACGCUGCUGAGGGCUUUGGAUAUGGAGCCCUGA
This is a messenger RNA of Cladophialophora psammophila CBS 110553, 2598 nucleotides long. RefSeq lists its product as uncharacterized. The record is from RefSeq and is a predicted model, not a curated record. Gene Ontology annotation, molecular function: dethiobiotin synthase activity; ATP binding; S-adenosyl-L-methionine:8-amino-7-oxononanoate transaminase activity. Bases 1 to 2598 code for a protein of 865 amino acids. The transcript has 3 exons. Gene Ontology annotation, biological process: biotin biosynthetic process. NCBI's taxonomy places the organism in Eukaryota, Fungi, Ascomycota, Eurotiomycetes, Chaetothyriales, Herpotrichiellaceae. Gene Ontology annotation, cellular component: mitochondrion.